CCACGACACCGCCGAGACAAUCAAUCCCAGCUUGCUGGCUGCUUGCUCGUCAAUCCUUUCCAGCAAUGGCAUCGCGACUAGGCGUCGAGCCGUCGCUCGACACGGUUCGCGAAGUGCUGUCUUCCUACGUGAAGGUGCCAAACCCGCCCAAUCUCGUUCCCAUCUGCUCGUCCAUCUCCGCCGAAUUCCUCACGCCCGCCUCCAUCUACCUCAAGAUAGCUGCCAAGUCCAAGUCGAAGCUUUCAUUCCUCUUUGAGAGCGCCGCGACUACCGAGACAAUUGGAAGAUACAGCUUUGUUGGUGCAGACCCGAGGAAAGUCCUCAAGACAGGCGCAGGUCAUGGCGAGGAAUGCGACCCCUUGCCGGCACUCGAGAAGGAACUCGCCGAGGUGCGAGUGGCCUCGAUCCCCACCAUGAAACUCCCUCCUUUGACCGGCGGCGCCAUUGGCUACGUGGGGUAUGACUGCGUGCGGUAUUUUGAGCCGAAGACAAAGAGGGACCUGAAGGACGUGCUCAAGGUCCCCGAGAGCUUGUUCAUGUUGUUUGACACCAUUGUUGCCUUUGACCACUUUUUCCAGGUGGUCAAGGUUGUGACUUACCUGAAGGUGCCCCAGAAUCUGGAUGACUUGGAAGACGCAUACAACGCCGCACAGGCCGUGUUGCUGGAGACGGUGGCGAAGCUGAAGAGCGAGGACAUCCAGUUGCCCCCGCAGGGCCCGAUUGAGCAAAAUCAACAGUACACGUCGAACAUCGGACAGGAAGGUUACGAGGGACACGUCAAGAAGCUGAAGGAGCACAUUGCGGUGGGCGACAUCAUUCAAGCCGUGCCGUCACAGCGAUUUUCAAGACCCACAUCGUUGCAUCCGUUCAACAUCUACCGACACUUACGGACUGUCAACCCAUCACCCUACCUUUUCUUCCUUGAUUGCGAAGACUUCCAGAUCGUCGGUGCAAGCCCGGAGCUCCUGGUCAGAGCCGACACGGGCCGGAUCAUCACGCACCCGAUUGCGGGCACAGUCAAGCGCGGCAAGACGAUGGAGGAGGACGAGAGACUGGCCGAGGAGCUUCGGAGCUCGCUUAAGGAUAGGGCUGAGCAUGUCAUGCUGGUGGACCUUGCGCGGAAUGACGUGAACAGAGUGUGCGACCCGCUGUCGACUCGGGUAGAUCGGUUGAUGGUCGUGCAGAAGUUUUCGCACGUCCAGCAUCUGGUAUCGGAAGUAUCGGGCGUGCUGCGCGAAGACAAGACGCGCUUCGAUGCGUUCCGAUCGAUCUUCCCGGCGGGCACGGUGAGCGGGGCGCCGAAAGUGCGGGCCAUGGAGCUCAUUGCCGAGUUGGAGGGCGAGAAGCGCGGCGUGUACGCGGGCGCGGUGGGCUACUUUGGCUACGGCAGCGUCAAGGCGGACGGCCGCGAGGAGGAAGGAGCCAUGGACACGUGCAUUGCGUUGCGCACAAUGAUGGUCAAGGAGGGCGUGGCCUACUUGCAGGCGGGCGGGGGCAUCGUCUUCGACUCGGACCCGUACGACGAGUGGAUGGAGACGAUGAACAAGCUCGGGGCGAACAUGCAGUGCAUCACGUCGGCGGAGCAGAAGCAUCUAGACGAGCAGGGACAGGGGGACGCCAAAGCGCACGUCGAGCUGGGAGGCUAGAGACGGGAGAUGAUGCAAUGGCGACGGGUGGUGAGCGGGCCAGGCCAGACGGGGUGACGGGGAGUUAUCGAGAAAAAGCUUGAAAGGGCGGUGGUAGUGCAUCACGUGGGCCGGUGCAGAGCGCGAAACGACCAUUGCUGCUGUGGCACGUUGAAAUUUCCUGCCGAGUGCGACGCGGUGGCUGGCAGGAUCCAAGGCAGAUCGCCGCAGGGGCCCCUGCUAAAUCAGGUUUACAUACAUGGUCAUCAUGGUCGUGCCUGCAUGCUGCUCCAGAAACAUAAAAGCUUGAUCUUCCAACCUCUCCAGCCACCCAUCUGCA
Messenger RNA from Aplosporella prunicola CBS 121167, 1965 nucleotides. RefSeq lists its product as uncharacterized. The record is from RefSeq and is a predicted model, not a curated record. Bases 66 to 1646 code for a protein of 526 amino acids. The transcript has 5 exons. NCBI's taxonomy places the organism in Eukaryota, Fungi, Ascomycota, Dothideomycetes, Botryosphaeriales, Aplosporellaceae. Gene Ontology annotation, biological process: L-tryptophan biosynthetic process. Gene Ontology annotation, molecular function: anthranilate synthase activity.